Fusarium vanettenii 77-13-4 is the source of this 2094-nucleotide messenger RNA. RefSeq lists its product as uncharacterized. NCBI's taxonomy places the organism in Eukaryota, Fungi, Ascomycota, Sordariomycetes, Hypocreales, Nectriaceae. The transcript has 4 exons. The record is from RefSeq and is a predicted model, not a curated record. Bases 1 to 2094 code for a protein of 697 amino acids.
AUGGGGGACUAUGGCCCAGACGAGUUCUUGUACAUGUCUUCAAGUUCCAGAGCACUGAUUCAAGACUUCUUGCAGGAAGCGUCCUGGAACCCAGCCGCUCGAGAUCGAAACCUAUCCCAUGCAUGGGAUGACAAUACACAGCUGAGCCUGACCGAAAAGAACCGAGAUAUAGCAGGUUGGGUAGACACGAUUUAUGUGCCCUUGAAGAAUCCAAGGCCUUCUUGGGAUGCGGCAGCUGAAGUGGCACGAAUGGCUUCGCCACUCAACGAUCUGGGCGACCGAGACAAGACUGAAUCCCUAAAUCGCGGACCACCUCCGAAGGAUGAUCUCCAGGCUGAAUUGGAAGCGCUGGAGUAUCCUGAACCUCCUCGAUCAAGGAGGCAAUCUACCUUGGGCGCGCCGCAGGCUCGUAAAACUUCUCGACCAAGAAGGGUGAGAAAACGCUUUGGUCUCCCUCUCCUUAUGGAUCAUCCCUCAGGAAUAUCCGAAGAGAUCAUGGCGUGUCCGGACAGCGGUUCGGAUGAGAACAUUAUAUCUCUCGAUUUGGCGAAUACCUUGGGACUCAAGAUAGAGCAGACCAGCUCCGAUGAUCCGAGACAAUUCGCAGUCGCAAACGGGAAGAUUGUCACAGCAGUCGGGCAGGUCUCUACCAGGUGCAGCUUUGCCACUGGGGCCCCUUCAGCAACCGCGAGUCUUGAGUGUAUCUUCCAUGUUUUCAACACCUUGGCCGUUCCUUUGAUCAUGGGUAUCGACUUUUUACAGCAGACAGAGACCCUGAGCAUUCACAAAGAUCGGCUCGUCGAACUGCCGGGCCCAGCCAUGCAGUCACUGAGAGUGAAUAGCGUAGGAAGACCCAAGAGGAGUUUGGUUUGUCGACUUGACGACCAUGUGGGCUUUGCUACCGUUGAUACCGGAUCAGACUUGGAUCUCGUCAGCCCCGAAUUUGCCAAGUCCGGAGCUUACAAUAUCGAGCCUGCGUACGAGCAAGUCGAAUUUGCAGACUGCAGCGUAGGCUACAUCUUUGGUGUUAUCAGGGCUUCGCUUGCCGUGGGAAAAGCAAGCUGCCGGGGAUUUUAUCCACGUGGGGAAUCAAUUGACCUUGAGCUCUUCGUUCUGGACAACCUUAACGCGGACAUCCUUGUUGGCCAAGACACAGUUGAAAUCCUGGAUGUCUUUAAUCUGCACAGCGAGUCGCUCAUUCCCAGCAUCCCCCGACUGGGAGAGUCCGAACUCAGCAUCAUUCGUCACAUCGGAGGCCGGGAGCUGCGCACUGUGGAUAUAUGGAACAAAUUGAGAAGAAUAUUUGGCUGCAAACUAUUACGUCGCCCCGAAGAGGGGACUGGCAGCGUUCCAUCCCAAGAUGACCUUGACCAACAAGAGAAUGCUCGACGGGAGCGUGAGCGAGCCAGAAUCGCGAAACUUUCCGGCACUCUCAGAGAUCAGCGGCAAUAUGUGGAAGACAGGAAGAUUGAAGCUUUUGAAACCGCAAGACAAAUGCGUGCCUCCCCUAGCAUUCAAGAUUCGCUCGCCGCCAUGACGCCCAGCUCUCCAACGUCAUCCGUCUCACCGGGCGGCGAGAGUUCGAGGUCGAUGGCUGCGGACGUUGGCGAUAGCGAAAUCACUCGCAUGAGAAUUGAAGGCACCACCAACCCCCCGCCUAUCGAAGGCGGAUAUAGGUGCACCUUUGAGGGGUGCACAGCUCCGCCUUUUCGAACUCAGUGGCUUCUCAACUCUCACACCAAUGCACAUUCCUCGGCAAGGUUGCAUUAUUGCCCCGUGGAAGGGUGUCGAAGAGGCAGAGGAGGGAGGGGAUUUAUAAGAAGGGAUGAGAUGAUUCUCCAUGAUCUGGCGCAUUAUUUAGCUGGUUAUUUCUGCCCAUUUUGCCCUGAUAGAGACCACAAGCAUCCAAUGCCAGUUGACCUGCAGCAGCACGUCCGUCUACACCACCCCGACCAAGACACAGACGAUCCAGUUCUUCAACAAGUAUUGGCCCGACAGCCCGACGGCCCGACAGCCCUAAUAGGGGAACAAGAGGGAGAGGUCAACCCCCUUGAGGGUUUAUGGAGUUCGUUCCGAGUUUUGGAUGGUUCUUGA